CAAACAAAUCAACUUAAGGUGUACCCGGUGCGAAGCACGGGUUAUUAAGGAGAGCACUAUUUGGCAGAAAAGUGGAAAACCCAAUAGGUGCUCUUGCUUUAGUCUCCACAGAGCUGUUAGUUAGGGUUUAUCAGAGAAGAUAUGCAAGGAACAUUAAUCAACUCCUCAUUGUUACUUCCACAACAAAUUAGUUUAAUUUCAAAAUCUCGAUUUCGUUUAGGGUUUUGCAAAAAUACCCAAAAGAAGAAAUCUGCGAUUUUUAGUGUCAAUGAAACUAUGCGUGAUUCUUCUUCUUCAGUAAUAUUAGCAGAGAAGAAACAAAAUGAGAAAGAAGUGAAGCUCUGGGGAGGUAGAUUUGAAGAAAGUGUUACUGAUACUGUCGAGAAAUUUAGUGAAUCAAUUUCUUAUGACAAAGCUUUGUAUAAACAAGAUAUUAAGCAAAGUAAAGCUCAUGCUACUAUGCUUGCUAAACAGGGUUUGAUGACUGCCAGUGACAGGGAUGCCAUUCUUCGAGGUCUUGACGAAAUAGAGAAGUGUAUUGAAGGAGGGGAGUUUGUUUGGAGAACAGAUAGGGAGGAUGUGCACAUGAACAUUGAAGCAGCUCUUACCGAUUUGAUUGGUGAACCUGCAAAAAAGCUUCAUACAGCUAGGAGCCGAAACGAUCAAGUUGUUACAGAUCUACGACUGUGGUGUCGUGAUGCUAUAGAUAAGAUCCUUUUAUGCAUCAAACGUCUACAGGUUGCUCUAGUAAACCUGGCUAAAGUAAAUGAAGGUCUCAUUGUUCCUGGCUAUACUCAUCUACAGAGAGCCCAACCUGUGUUACUGCAGCAUCUUCUCUUGUCAUAUGUUGAGCAGCUCGAACGUGAUGCCGGACGUUUAGCAGAUUGCAGAAGUCGGCUUAACUUCUGCCCUCUUGGAGCAUGUGCAUUAGCGGGUACCGGCCUACCUAUAGAUAGAUUUAUGACCUCUGAUGCUCUGGGGUUUACUGCACCCAUGAGGAAUAGCAUUGAUGCGGUUUCAGACCGUGACUUCGUUCUGGAAUUCUUGUCAGCGAAUUCAAUUGUAGCUAUCCAUCUUUCUCGACUUGGUGAAGAAUGGGUUUUAUGGGCGUCGGAGGAGUUUGGGUUCCUUACCCCAAGUGAUGCAGUCUCCACCGGUAGUAGCAUCAUGCCUCAAAAGAAGAACCCUGACCCAAUGGAACUCGUUCGUGGAAAAUCUGCCAGAGUUGUAGGAGACCUUGUCACCCUUCUUGUACUUUGCAAGGGACUUCCACAAGCUUACAACCGUGAUCUACAGGAAGACAAGGAGCCUCUAUUCGACAGUGUUAAAACAAUAAUAGGAAUGCUUGAAGUGUCUACGGAGUUUGCGCAAAAUAUCACCUUUAACCAUGAAAGGAUUCAAAGGGCUUUACCAGCUGGGCAUCUUGAUGCUACCACAGUUGCAGAUUAUCUAGUAAACAAGAAUAUUCCAUUUAGGACUUCCCAUGAUAUAGUUGGACGAUCAGUUGCAUUGUGUGUUUCAAAAAAGUGCGAGCUACAGGACUUGUCCCUGGAUGAAUUGAAAAGCUUAAGUCCAAUAUUUGAGCAAGAUGUUUACGAGUACCUUGGUGUAGAGAAUUCAGUAAGGAAAUUCCGCUCGUAUGGAUCAACAGGUUCAGAGUGUGUAAGAGAUCAACUUGGUUACUGGUCUAACAAGCUCGAAAUUGACUGAUAAAGCGAAUUCCUGAAAUAAGUCUAGCUACACGGACGCCAGAUAGAAUUGCAAGGCAAGCAUGUGGCUGAAACCAAACACGUGGUUUGUGGUGCCACUGGACACCCUCACUCCGCAGUUAAGAUGGUUUCUGUUGGCUUUCUGAGUAGCAUUUUUGUACUGAGAUUUAUAUUCAUAUCAGUAGGUAAAGAAGUUUUGAUAAAACCUAAGAUACUGACAUUUUCUUCAUCUUCUUGCAAGUACGUUCUAGUGUUCUAUUUUGAUUUAGAACCUUUUAUAUACUGGAAUGGCUGUUGUAUCUUAUUCUUGGUUCCGAGUUGUGAUGAUCA
Molecule: messenger RNA, 2039 nt
Organism: Papaver somniferum (opium poppy)
Lineage: Eukaryota; Viridiplantae; Streptophyta; Magnoliopsida; Ranunculales; Papaveraceae
Product: argininosuccinate lyase, chloroplastic-like
Exons: 7
Coding region: 142-1710 (522 amino acids)
Cellular component (GO): cytosol
Molecular function (GO): argininosuccinate lyase activity
Source: RefSeq, a predicted model, not a curated record